UAAAAACACCAUAGACUCUCAAAAUUAUCGGGACUGCUAUCUAAAUUCACCUAAGCUCCAACCGCAGGUACCGGUUUUCAGAUUCAAAAUAUCUCUGUAUCAGUGUAUCUAUAUAAACUUGCACGGAAAUUUCAAACAGUUACUUUCACAUUGAAUUAAACCGAGUUCCACUUCGAUUUCAGACCACGGACGAGCAUUGUUUAGUGAGACUACCGAUCGUAAAGAACAAGAGGUGUAGGUGUGAGUGAUAAUAUUAUUAAUCUCUCUAUCAGAUAUGAGGCUAUUGACUUUAUUGGGAUUGUUUUGCAUCGAUUAUAUUAGUGCAUUUUCCUCUCCUUGGUCAUGGGAAUGUGAGAACCACAAAUGUAUCAAAAAAGAGAUCCGGAAAGGCGAAGAAAACGACGCGGUGUGCUUGGAAGCUUGCCAAAUGUUCUGUUCAAAAACUUCGGGACUCUGGCCGAAACCAACUGGAACAGUUGAUAUUAGCAGCCAUAUUGUACCCCUGGACCCUGCUCGAAUAGAAGUUAACUCAAGAAAAGCGGGAUCGUUAAUAAAUAAAGCUGUGAAAUCAUUCAAAGAAGAUAUCAUAAGUAGAGCAGCUACUACGAGAGAUUCUUCCGAACGUGAUGGGAAACCACUUUCAAUCAGUAUUUUUCUAACAGAACCGCAAGAAACUGAUAAACUCACCAUGGAAACAGAUGAAUCUUAUCAUUUAGUCAUCAGUCCUGAUGAAAAAGGAAAAUUGGAAGUAAAUAUAACAGCUCCCAAUUUCUUUGGAAGCAGGCAUGCUUUAGAAACUCUUGGUCAACUAAUAAUAUACGAUGAUCUGAGAAACAAAUUGAUGGCACCAUCGAAUGUUAAUAUUUCCGAUAAGCCAGCGUAUCCGUACAGAGGAAUUCUAUUAGAUACUUCGAGAAACUACAUAUCAGUGGAUACUAUUAAGAAAACUAUCAAUGGAAUGGCUGCUUCUAAACUCAAUUAUUUCCAUUGGCACAUAACCGAUUCACAUAGUUUUCCUUAUGUUUCCAAAUCCAGACCAGAACUAUCUCUGUAUGGAGCUUAUUCUCCGAAGAAGGUGUAUACAGAAAGAGACAUUGAUGAAAUCAUAGAUUUCGCUAAAUCAAGGGGAGUACGGGUUAUACCAGAAUUUGACGCCCCAGCUCACGUUGGUGAAGGCUGGCAGAAAACUGGAUAUGUUAUAUGCCUGAAUGCUCAACCAUGGGGUUCUUACUGCGUGGAACCCCCAUGUGGUCAAUUUGAUGUCACCAAGGAUGGCCUUUAUGACGUUUUAGAAGAUAUUUACGGUGACAUGGUAGAGCAAUUUGAUCCCGAUAUUUUUCAUAUGGGAGGUGAUGAAGUACAUUUCACAUGCUGGAACAACACCAAAAGCAUAACAGAUUGGAUGACGGAAAGAGGAUGGGGUAGGGAAGAGGCAGAUUUUGCAAAACUUUGGGGAUACUUUCAAGACAAAGCAGCUGACCGACUCUUCAGAAAGACAGGGAAAAAUAUACCAAUUAUUAUGUGGACUAGUACACUAACCAAAAAAGAACACAUAACUAAAUAUUUACCUAAAGAUAAGUAUAUCAUUCAGAUUUGGACUACUGGAAGUGACCCCCAGAUUGACGAAUUAUUAACUGGAGGAUAUAAACUGAUAUUGAGUAAUUACGAUGCUCUUUAUUUGGAUUGCGGUUUCGCUGGAUGGGUUACAGACGGUAAUAACUGGUGUUCUCCAUAUAUAGGAUGGCAAAAAGUUUAUGACAAUAAUCCACGUAAAAUCGCAGGUUCUAGGGUCAACCAAGUACUAGGUUCCGAAGCAGCCUUAUGGACUGAACAGGUAGAUUCCACAGCAGUAGAUUCCAGACUGUGGCCUAGAGCUGCAGCUAUGGCAGAAACAUUGUGGUCUGAUCCUCAGACAUCGUGGCGCGAAGCGGAAAGUCGUCUUCUCAUUCAUAGGGAGAGAUUAGUAAGGAGGGGUAUUAAUGCAGAUGCUUUGGAGCCUGAAUGGUGUUUACAAAAUGAGAACGAGUGCCCUAUUGAUAAAGUGUAGACCUCUCUCAUGAGUUGAAUAUGAAACAUACAGAAAUGAAUAGAUAUAUCUUUCUAUCAAAAUAUGAAAUUAAGACAUGAAUUAAAAUGAUCCACUGAAAAGUU
Coccinella septempunctata (seven-spotted ladybird) is the source of this 2151-nucleotide messenger RNA. RefSeq names its product chitooligosaccharidolytic beta-N-acetylglucosaminidase (gene Hexo1). NCBI's taxonomy places the organism in Eukaryota, Metazoa, Arthropoda, Insecta, Coleoptera, Coccinellidae. The coding region runs from base 275 to 2047 and encodes 590 amino acids. Gene Ontology annotation, molecular function: beta-N-acetylhexosaminidase activity. The transcript has 5 exons. Gene Ontology annotation, cellular component: membrane. Gene Ontology annotation, biological process: ganglioside catabolic process; glycosaminoglycan metabolic process; carbohydrate metabolic process. The record is from RefSeq and is a predicted model, not a curated record.